CUUCUCCUGGGGUGUUGAGAGCAGAGGCCUCAGACUCUCAGCAGGUGAAUGCCGUCCUAGCUGCCUGGAGAGCUGUGUUGGGCUCACUAGGGAAGCCCUGAGAAGGAAGGAGGAUCUGCGUCACUUGCACAAGACCAAGCAGAGAUGCAAGCCCCGCUGCUCACACCCCUUCUCCUGCUGGUGACAGUUUCUGCUCUUCAUCUGGAGAAUGAUGCCUGCCUCUUGAAAAGCCUGCAGUUGAAGGAAGACCAGGGCCAGGACCUGGGAGAGGGCUCAGGGGAGCAGAAAGGAGAGUUGUUCCUGACCAAGGAGGAGAUUCAGUCAAUGGAAGAGGAGGACCAAGAUGCCUUUGAAGACCAAGAGCCCAUGGAAUCAUCAGAUCUGGUCAUCUUAGAUGACAAAUUGCAAUGUCCCAAGGAAGAGGACACAGUUCUUGUGCAGGGAAAUGUUGGAUGUAAGACUUGCCGCUACGUGUUGGUGAAAGUCAACAAGACUUUUAAACAAGCUGAGGCAGUCUGCAAGAAUUGCUAUCGCGGCAACCUGGUCUCAAUCCACAACUACAACAUCAAUCGUUUUAUUUACCGCAUGGCCAGUAAGAGCAACCAGGCCCAAGUUUGGACUGGAGGUUACACCAAGUGCUGGAUCCUGUGGAAGAAAUUUCGCUGGAUAGAUGGGAGCUCCUGGAAUUAUUCCAACUGGGCCAGUGCGAAAGGGUCAGGCCGAUGUGUGGCCAUGCGCACCAUAGACGGUCGCUGGCAACAGGCUUCAUGCUCCAGGAAGAUGCCCUUUGUCUGCUUGUCCUAGGCCGGUGGCCUCAGGAUAUGGAACCACCUCAAGCCUUCUCCUUUCACACUUCCGGCAGCCCUGUUUCACCCUUGACCCAGGACUGCGUCUCCCAGCCUCUCUUGGUAAUAAAUGUUGACUGCCCAU
Molecule: messenger RNA, 930 nt
Organism: Ochotona princeps (American pika)
Lineage: Eukaryota; Metazoa; Chordata; Mammalia; Lagomorpha; Ochotonidae
Product: proteoglycan 3
Exons: 6
Coding region: 145-804 (219 amino acids)
Biological process (GO): immune response
Source: RefSeq, a predicted model, not a curated record